This is a messenger RNA of Diatraea saccharalis (sugarcane borer), 501 nucleotides long. NCBI's taxonomy places the organism in Eukaryota, Metazoa, Arthropoda, Insecta, Lepidoptera, Crambidae. The record is from the annotation of a GenBank genome assembly.
AUGAACACGUGUCUCAAGGCUUCGUCACUUUGGUCCCACGUAGAAAAACUCCACCUCACUCGGAAUAUGCGUGCACAACUCUACAAUGAUACAGAGUCAGGUGUGUUUGCGAGUAAGCUGCUCGAGAUCGGAGAUGGUAGGCUGGAAACCGAUCCGGACGGCAAAAUCAUUUUCACCAACGAAUUUUGUCAUCCAGUAGCUACCGGGGAAGAGCUACUCGCCAAUGUAUUUCCCGAUUUAAAAAACAAAUUAAAUAAUGAGGAGUGGUUGUGUGAGAGAGCAGUGCUGUCGCCAAAAAAUGAAUUGGUGAAUAAAAUAAACAACAAGGUAUUAGAUGUAGUAGAUGGCGCAACGAGGGUGUUCACGUCCAUAGACACGGUGAUGGCAAGCGAUGACAGCACUGCGUAUCCCGUGGAAUUUCUCAAGUUAUUAGAAUUGACUGGCGUGCCGCCCCACAAGUUGCGAGCUGAAGGUUGGCGUCCCAGUUUUGUUGAUGCGUAA